AUGCAAGAACCUGAUCCAAAGGAUGAGACACUAAUUGAAGAAGAAUCGGAGCCAUCAACAUCAAAGGCUCCAAUACCGGUCAAAGCCUAUGUGCCUCCUAUUCCAUUUCCACAAAGGCUUCACAAACAGAAAUUGGAAGUUCAAUUUGGAAAUUUUUUAGAGGUAUUCAAGAAGCUACACAUAAACAUUUUGUUUGCCGAUGCAUUAGGUCAAAUGUUGAGUUAUGUCAAAUUUAAGAAGGACAUUCUUUCAAACAAAAGGAAACUCAAAGAACAUGAGACGGUAAUGCUAACGGAAGAGUGUAGUGCUAUCCUUCAAAAUAAGCUACCACCGAAAAUCAAAGAUCCAGGAAGUUUUAUUAUUCCAUGCACUAUUGGAGAUUUGAAUUUUAGUAAAGCUUUAUGUGAUCUUGGCGCUAGUAUUAAUUUGAUGCCUUUGUCUAUUUUUAGGAAGCUGAGAUUGGGAGAAGCCAAGACCACAACUAUAUCAUUACAAUUGGCUGAUUGA
Molecule: messenger RNA, 507 nt
Organism: Olea europaea var. sylvestris
Lineage: Eukaryota; Viridiplantae; Streptophyta; Magnoliopsida; Lamiales; Oleaceae
Exons: 1
Coding region: 1-507 (168 amino acids)
Source: RefSeq, a predicted model, not a curated record